GUACGUUAGUGGUCAUUGUGUAAGAUAAGACGCAGGUAAGAUGCAGGUUUCAGGCUCAGUCGGUGGUUGCAUUUAACCUCCACCCGUUUAUUUGUGUGUGUGUGUGUGUGUGUGUGUGUGUGUGUGUGUGUGUGUGUGUUGUGUCUUUUAUUUGGAUGUUGACACAUUUACAAUAAUAGUUUUUAAGGCUUUUAAAGUUGUUGCUAAAUUGAAAACAAAAUUUUCAAUUACAAGUAUAACCACAUUCAAGCAGACAUGAGGAAGUGCUGCCUCACAUGAAGCUCUGAUCUUUUUUUUCCCUCUUCACAGGGAAGUGAAACCCCUCUAUGGUCACAAAGCAGUUACUCUUGGUCAUUAGCAGCUGCUUCUGUCCCACUCAUGUCACAGACAAAGGUGCCGUAAGAUUUAGUGCUACCACUAAAUUCUUAACAGGCAGGAGACUUUACAUAUUCAGAGAUGGGUUUUGGGGAGGACCUGAGAUGUCCACAGGCUCAUGCAGCAGUCAUGCGGCUGCUGGACUCAGAACUUCACCUGAUGGAGGUCAUGAAGAAGUGGAUGGCUCAGCGGGCUAAGAGUGAACGGGAGUUUUCAGUGCAGCUGCACCACAUGGCUACCAUGGCGGAGAAGCUGGACCGACCUCAGCUCAGUGCAGGACUGGACUACAUCAGCCAGCUUAACAAGUCAUGGGAAGUGCUGGUGUCCCAGACGGACUUUCUCAGUCAGGUGAUGAAGAAGCGCUCUGAGGAUCUGCUGGAUGGUCCCAUCAGCAAAUUGACACUGCUCAUCAGAGACAAACAGCAGCUCCGCAAAACCUACUCAGAGCACUGGAAUCUACUGAGGCAGGAGCUAGGCAAGGUGACACAAACAGAGCUGGAGAAGCUGAAGAGCAGCUACAGACAGGCAGUCAGAGAUGCAGCUCAGAAUAAGAGGAAGUAUCAGGAGGCCAAUAAAGAUAAAGAUCGGGAUAAGGCUAAAGAGCGUUACAUAAAAGCUUCAGUGAGACUCCACGAGUUGCAUAAUGAGUAUGUCCUGUCUGUGCGAGCUGCUCAAGUUUACCAUCAGCAGCACUACAGCCAGAUCCAGCCCGCCCUGCUCAGCGCGCUGCAGUCUCUGCAGCAGGAAAUGUUGCUCAUUCUAAAGGAGAUCCUGCAGGAGUAUUUUGACAUCUCCACUCUCCUCCAUCAUGAAGUGGUGCGGAUCCACAGGGAGAUGUCAUCUGCUUUAACGGCCAUCGAUCCUGACCGAGAAUAUGAGAGCUUCAUUCACCAGAACAGGUCUGUGGGGGAGAUUCCUGCUUGUGCAGAGUUUGAUUUUAGCCUUCUGGAGGACACUGAGAAGCUAAAUCCCAGAGAGAUUGAAAUGAAUGACCUAACACUUGAGACAAUCCAGCAUAGAUUGACUGCGGUAGAAGAGGAGCUUCUGGACCUGGCUCGGACCCUGGGCUCCCAGCAGACUUCGGUCGAGCAGCUGGAGCUGGAGCUGGAGGCAGAGAGGGAAGGCAUCAAAAAAGGCCAGAGGGUCUACCUGUUCAGCAAGAGACAUGCACUGGAGGGGUGCCGGCAGCAGGUUGCUCUGUCUCAGGGCAUGAGAGCCAAGCUGGAGGCUCAGAGAUUUAUUCUGAAGGAGAAAUUGGACCUGCUGGGUUCCAAAGAACCUCCUUCUGCUUUGAAACUGGACCCCGACACAGUUUCACUUUCAUCCACCUCAAGCAAUGACCACAGCCAAACUCCUUCCAAAUUCCUCAGGGACGGGAUCAUAAACAAUCUGAGUGGCCUGUUUAAACCCAAAUCUGAAGUGCUUCCUGCCCUCGCCCCUGUGCGGGACGUUGAUCGUCCUCUGGGGCAACAGGACUGGUACCACGGAGCCAUUCCCAGACUGGAGGUCCAGCAGCUGCUAAAGAGUGAUGGUGACUUCUUGGUGAGGAAGAGUCAAGAGAAACAAGGUUACGUGCUCUCUGUGCAAUGGGAUGGAUCCUGCAAACAUUUCCUUAUUCAGGACACGGAUAAUCUGUACCGUCUGGAUGGUCAAGGCUUCCACAGUAUCCCACUGUUGAUUCACCAUUUACUAACCUCAAGACAAUACAUCACCAAGAGGGCUGAAAUCGUGCUGAAGAAACCUGUACUGAAGGACAAGUGGGUCCUGGAACAUGAUGAUAUUAUUUUGGGACAGCUCAUUGGACGGGGCAACUUUGGAGAAGUGUACAGUGGUCGUUUACGCUCUGAUAACACUCCUGUAGCUGUGAAAUCCUGUAAAGAGAACCUGGCCCCAGAGCACAAGAGUAAGUUCCUGAUGGAGGCCAGGAUCUUGAAGCAGUACGACCAUCCUAACAUUGUGAAGCUGAUAGGUGUGUGCACACAGAAACAGCCCAUCUACAUCAUCAUGGAGCUUGUUCAAGGUGGGGACUUUCUAUCCUUCUUGCGGCAUGAGGGUCACAGCCUGAAGCCUAAGAUGUUGGUCAAAAUGACAGGAAAUGUUGCAGCUGGCAUGGAGUACCUGGAGAGCAAGAAGUGUAUCCACAGGGACCUGGCAGCAAGAAACUGUCUCGUUGCAGAGCACAACGUGGUAAAGAUAAGUGACUUUGGGAUGUCCCGUCAACAAGAUGACGGUGUCUACUCUGCAGAGGGCGGCCUCAGACAGAUCCCUGUCAAAUGGACGGCUCCUGAAGCCUUGAACUACGGUCGUUAUACCACAGAGAGUGAUGUCUGGAGCUUUGGUGUCUUACUGUGGGAGACCUUCUCCCUGGGAAUGACACCCUACACUAGCAUGACCAACCAGCAGACACGAGAUGAAGUGGAGAAAGGAUACCGUAUGCCUGCUCCUCAUGGCUGCCCCAUGGAAAUCUCCAGGAUUAUGAAUAGCUGCUGGCAGUACGAUCCCAGAAACAGGCCGUCUUUCAAGAAACUUCGGGCUGAGCUCAGUGCUGUAUACAACAAAAUUACAUAAUACAAGCCUGGACAUGUAGUUUUUUUUCUAUCAGUUAGAUUGGUUGUUUGGUAGUUUGAAUGCUUUCCCUUCAGAACAGGUGUUGAAAUCCAGUAUAUAGACCAGUUGGUGGCAGCAUUCUUGUUUCUUCACCUCUUACACUGUUUGUCUAUUUUUCAUUCCUCCUCCUGGGAACAGAAGGUUCUCCUGAACGCUUCUAUUCUCUUUGAGACUACACAGAUUUGAACUACUGUAUGGCAUGUUGUUAGCAUAAGUGGUAAACACCCGUUCUUUUAUUUUUUUUGCACACCACCUGCCCAGCACCACACACCAGACAGACAAACUGAGCAGGUAGCUGGUGAACAUACUGGAGUUAUAUGUUUGAGGUCGCCUGUUAUACAGAUUUAAUGGCAGAAACAAGUUUAUUUUAGUGGCCAAGGCACAGCACUAUUCAAGUCAACAUCCUGUGUGAAAAGGAGUCAGGAGUCAGAAGCACUUUUUAAAACUGCUUUUGUAGAAUUAAAGCAAAUGACGUCCCUCCUGUUAACCCUAUCCAGCAAUAAUAUAUGUCUUUGCCUACCUUUGCUAUGGAAAGGCAAGAUAACCAAUUUUAUUUAACAAGUUAGACUGACGUAAAUGUUUACUUUUUUGACCAUGAAGUCAGAAUCUCAUUAAAAACAGUAUAAACAGUAACAAAUUAAAGUUAAAAUUAUAAUUAUAAUUAAUGUCGAUCAUACUCAGAAUUUUAGUAUAGUUUGUACAGAGGACUGUAGAUAACAAAAUUAAAACUGUAAUUUCAUGAUGGAGUAUCUGUUUCAGUUCUUGUGCAUUAAGGUUGAACUUAUUGUUUCUAUACAGGGAAACAAUACAGUUGUGUAAUUUAAAUAAAAAAAUAUAUUUUUUGAUGCAUGAUUAAAGUACAUCCUAUGAACA
Molecule: messenger RNA, 3855 nt
Organism: Toxotes jaculatrix (banded archerfish)
Lineage: Eukaryota; Metazoa; Chordata; Actinopteri; Toxotidae
Gene: fes
Product: FES proto-oncogene, tyrosine kinase
Exons: 18
Coding region: 457-2943 (828 amino acids)
Biological process (GO): chemotaxis; cell adhesion; peptidyl-tyrosine phosphorylation
Molecular function (GO): non-membrane spanning protein tyrosine kinase activity; ATP binding
Source: RefSeq, a predicted model, not a curated record